AUGGAAUAUGGAGGGUUCUCAGAUAUUUUUGCCCCAGAAACGGAGUUUAUGGAUGAGCUAUUUGCAGAAGGAUGCUGGGUGGAAACAAGGGUUGGAUGUGGCACGGAGGCUUCAAAGUGGAACAGGAGCAUGGAGUCGAAUGGGGCGCACAUAAUAUUUGAGGAAGAAUCAGAGGCAGAAAGUUUGAUGGUGGGGAAGAGAUGGUGGAUUGGACCAAGGGGGAAUCCGGGGCCAUCUUCGUCUGUGAAGGAGAGAUUAGUGGUUGCGGUUGGGUACUUGAAAGAAUACGCCAAGAACUCCAAUAUGGUGAUUCAGGUAUGGGUCCCCGCCCGGAGAGGAUGUGAAGUAGGGAUUCAUCACCAUCAGGAUUUCCCAUACACCCUCGACUAUAUUAGCAAUGGGGAUGCAACAAGAUCCUUUCAGUUUCACGAGGAGUGGCUUUCUGAUCACUGGCCUCCCAACAUUCGCUUCCUCAGAACUCAUGACUACCCCCGCCUUCACCACUACGAUCUACGUCCUGGAUCUCUCGCCAUUCCCGUCUUUCAGAGAGGCACUGGAAUUUGUCUCGGUGUUGUCGACAUUCUCAUGCCCAACAACGUAAACCCGGACCUUCACAACCUUCAGGAUGUUGAUUUUAGGAGCCCUUCUCUUCAGAACUUCAUUCCAUCAGCCAUGACCGGUUUUGAUGAGUUAUACCAAGGUGCAUUGAAUGAGAUAGUACAAGUGUUGACAUGUGUGUGCAAGGCGCAUGAGUUGCCUUUAGCUCUGACAUGGGCUCCCUGCAUCCAACAAGGAAAGAGUGGAUGCGGGCAUUCUAACGAUGAGAAUUAUGUGUCGACUGUUGAUCCAGCAAGCUUUGUGGCAGAUGUAGAUGUAUUGGGAUUCCUGGAAGCCUGCUCUGAGUACCACCUUUUGGGGGGUCAAGGAGUGGUUGGAACAGCCUUCACAACCUCCAAGCCUUGCUUUGCAAAUGACAUCACUGCCUUCACCAAGGCUGAAUAUCCUCUCGCACACCAUGCAAACAUGUUCGGCUUGCAUGCCGCCGUGGCCAUUCCUCUCCGGAGUGUCUCCUCUGAUUUUGUCCUCGAGUUUUUCCUCCCAAAGGAUUGCCAUGACACCCAAGACCAGAAGCAGAUACUCAACUCCUUGUCUAUGCUGGUGCAGCAAGCUUGCCGGAGUUUGCACGUUGUACUGGACAAGGAGGAGGAGGAGGAAUUGGUGUCACACCAUCAUCAUCAUCAUAGCAAAGAAAUGGAAUCAUCAUCAUGGAUUGCACAUAUGAUGGAGGCCCAACAGAAGGGGAAAGGUGUGUCCGUGUCUCUGGAAUACCUCCAAGAGCCAAAACAAGAGUUCAAGGUGACAACCAACUGCAAUGAACAGGUAUUCUCGGACUUGGAAGGAACAGGCGGUGCUGGUGUCGGUGGCCGCCGGGGUGGCAGGAAAUCAGGCGACAAGAGGCGAACCAAGGCAGAGAAGACAAUCAGUUUGCCGGUUCUAAGACAAUACUUUGCAGGAAGCCUAAAAGACGCUGCCAAGAGCAUUGGGGUAUGUCCUACCACUUUAAAAAGAAUAUGCAGACAACAUGGGAUUACGAGGUGGCCUUCAAGGAAAAUUAAAAAGGUGGGGCACUCCUUAAGGAAACUUCAACUUGUGAUCGACUCUGUCCAGGGUGCCGAAGGUGCCAUUCAAAUUGGCUCCUUCUACACCAGUUUUCCAGAGUUGAGUGCCAAUGGUGUUUCCGAAUCACCCAAGAUAAACAGUGAUAAUUCCAAGUUUUAUUCCGAAAAUGGGUUGUUUAGUAACCAAGGAGUUACUUCCACUUCGUCUUGCAGUCAGAGUUGUAACCCGAGUUUGAACCAAUCAACCACUCUUAUCAACAGCAACAAUAAUAACAAUCCUGAGAUUAUUCUGAUGUCAGAUAAGCAAUCAGGCGCAUCAAUGCAAGUCCACCAUCCUCCUAUUCCCAUUUCCAUUCCCAUUCCCAUUCAAAGCCUGGAUGCUCUACCUCCCCUGCCCCAAACCAGCAGUGUCUGGAACACGGACGGUGGUACUUUCAGGGUGAAAGCUACUUUUGGAGAUGAAAAAAUCCGUUUUAGCUUGCAACCAAAUUGCGGAUUCAGAGAUUUGCAGAUGGAAAUUGCAAGACGUUUCAAUCUGAAGGAGAUGAGCAAAAUUCAGGUGAAGUAUUUGGACGAUGCUCAAGAGUGGGUUCUUUUAACAUGCGAUGCAGAUCUUGAGGAGUGUAAAGACAUAAAUAGAUCAUCUCAGAGCCGCACAGUUAGACUAUUCCUCUUUCAUGCUUCGCCACUAAAUCAUUCAACUAAUGCAUUUGGCAGCACCAGCCCCACUUAACACCUUUUUUCCUGCUUUCAACUUUUACCAUUUUUCACAACUUU
Vigna radiata var. radiata (mung bean) is the source of this 2396-nucleotide messenger RNA. Its product is annotated as protein NLP2-like. The record is from RefSeq and is a predicted model, not a curated record. NCBI's taxonomy places the organism in Eukaryota, Viridiplantae, Streptophyta, Magnoliopsida, Fabales, Fabaceae. The transcript is spliced from 4 exons. The coding region runs from base 1 to 2352 and encodes 783 amino acids. Gene Ontology annotation, molecular function: DNA-binding transcription factor activity; protein binding.